This is a messenger RNA of Geodia barretti, 255 nucleotides long. Lineage: Eukaryota; Metazoa; Porifera; Demospongiae; Tetractinellida; Geodiidae. The record is from the annotation of a GenBank genome assembly.
AUGAUGUCUGAACCUAAUCAUAGCCAGGCCGGUGGACGGGUUAACUGGCUGGCCUCCAUGGCCCAGGAUGUGCACAAGGGCCGCCACUCCGAAGUCGACUUCAUGAACGGCCUGAUCUGCCGCAAGGGCAUUGAGACGGGCAUCCCCACACCCUUCCACGAUGCCAUUGUUGACGCCAUGCACGGCAUAGACGACGGCUCCCUGAAGCCCGACCCCGCCAACGUGGACAUCAUUAUGCGAGCCGUGGGGAUGUAG